Hipposideros armiger (great roundleaf bat) is the source of this 3113-nucleotide messenger RNA. It is a transcript of the gene OSTM1, whose product is annotated as osteoclastogenesis associated transmembrane protein 1. NCBI's taxonomy places the organism in Eukaryota, Metazoa, Chordata, Mammalia, Chiroptera, Hipposideridae. The record is from RefSeq and is a predicted model, not a curated record. The coding region runs from base 85 to 1017 and encodes 310 amino acids. Gene Ontology annotation, biological process: osteoclast differentiation. Gene Ontology annotation, cellular component: cytosol. The transcript is spliced from 6 exons.
GGAAGCCGGAAGCGUCGGCUUUCAGCCAUACCGGCUCGGGGUGGAGGGGCGGCGGCGAGCGUCCUGGGGUUUGUGAACUCCGCGAUGGAUCCCGACGCCACUGUCGCGCAGCUGAGGUGGUUGCUACUGCCUCGGCUGUUGCUGGUGCGGCUGCUGUGGUCGGGACUGGCUCUAGGCACGCUCCCUUCAGGCAGCAGCUCCCACAGGGUCCUCUACGACCUCCUGUCCGAGCAGCAGUUGCUGGAGGUGGAAGACUUGUCUCUGACUCUGCUGCGGGGAGGAAGGCUGGGGCCGCUAUCGCUACCCCCGGACCUGCCGGAUCUGGAUCCCGAGUGCCGGGAGCUGCUGCUGGACUUCGCCAACAGCAGCGCAGAGCUGACCGGGUGUCUGGUGCGUGGCGCCCGGCCGGUGCGCCUCUGUCAGACCUGCUACCCCCUCUUCCAACAGGUCGCCAGCAAGAUGGACAACAUCAGCAGAGCCGUGGGGAAUACUUCAGAGAGUCAUAGUUGUGCCAGAAGUCUUUUGAUGGCAGAUAGAAUGCAAAUAGUUGUGAUUCUGUCGGAGUUUUUUAAUUCCACGUGGCAGAAGGCAAAUUGUGCAAUUAAUAACAUUUCUUCAGGCUACAAGGGGAGCAUGCACAGCCUUCUACAAUUAAGAAAUUAUUCAGAAGUAUGCAAAAACUGUCGCGAAGCAUACAAAACUUUGAGUAAUCUGUUCAAUGAAAUGAAAAAAAUGAAUGAGCAUGAGAAUAAGGCUGAACCUGGAACACAUUUAUGCAUUGACGUGGAAGAUGCAAUGAACAUUACUCGAAAACUUUGGAGUCGGACUUUCAACUGUUCAGUCCCGUGCAGUGACACCGUGCCUGUAAUUGCUGUUUCUGUGUUCAUUCUUUUUUUACCCAUUGUCUUCUACCUUAGUAGCUUUCUUCACUCGGAGCAAAAGAAACGCAAACUCAUCCUACCCAAACGUCUUAAGUCCAGUACCAGCUUUGCAAACAUUCAAGAAAAUUCAAACUGAAGCCUACAAAAGGGAGAAUUAACAUCAUAUCCCAUGGAUGAAUGGUGGAAGACACAGCUUGGUCCAAAAGAAGAUAAAGUUCUUAAGAAAUGCAAGGACUUCAGAUUUAUUUUUAAAUAAGACUUUUCAAUUUUUCUUUUCCACCCCCUUUUUAAGGGUUUGGGUAUUUUUAAUUUACAGGCAUAGCAAUGUUGUCUAUUUUAAAGUGCAUUUGUUACAAUAACAAAAGAUGCAAGAACAAUCAUUGUUUUAUUUUGUAGGCAUAUUAUUACUAUUUGAGUCUUCUGGUAUUUCCCUGUUAACAUAAUAUUGCAAGUAGCAAAGUUUUUGAAAACAUUUAAAAAUCAGUUAUAGCAAGGACUUUGAAAAAGAAAUAUACUUGCCAAAAAGUAGCAGGUCCAAAGAUGAAUUUAAAUUACCAUUGCAGUAUUAUUGUUACAUAUAUAUUUAACAUGUCAUACGUUAUAAAUAAUAUGUAAUUCAAUCUCUAGCUUCCUUAAAGUCAUUUUUGAAACCACUAAUUAUAAACCUCUCUAAGAAUUUUUAGAAGUGGGAAAGCACAUUACAUUUAUCUUUGUAAAAAGAUUUAUGGUAACUGGUUUCUUACUUGACUUUUAUAAAUAGUAUUUUACACCUUAUUUUUGCCUUUGUUUCAUACAAAAUUUGAAAUCACUGGACUGCUUUAUUAUAUUCAGGGCAAGAUGGAUUCUUUUUAUACCAGGGAUUUGCAUUGUGAAUUACAUUAAGUUAUUUGGCAAUUUAUAAUUUAUUACUACUUUAAAUCAGAUGUAUAAAUACAAUUGUCACACUGUAUUUAAAUGGAGAUUUUCUCUUGAGAUAUAUGAGGAUUUUUGAAGAGGAGAGAAAGGAGGAGUAAAAGUAGUGUAAGGUUUAGAAAAUAGACAGGGACCUGAGGGGAAGCUCACGAUAAGACUGUUAAAUAGUUCAUAUUAGGGGCAUGAAUCAGAAUGAGAGCCUGAUAUAGAAAGCAGUUAGGUUAAGAUGAUGCUUAUUUUUUUCUAAAUUAUUUAAAUCAGAUAAAAGUGAUAUGAUUGAUAUGAAGUGAAAUAUUUCACUCACAGAAAACAUCCUAUUUUGGAAUAUUUGUAUCAAUUUUUUUAAAAAGUUUCAUUUCAGAAUUGUUUACAGUUUUUUUCCCUCAGGUUUUUAGUGUUAGGUAUUUCAUUUGUUAAUUCCUUUUUGCUUUCUUGGUGGAAAUAGGUUUUGUUUUAAAUGUUGAGAUUAUGAAGGCUACUCUAUAUAGAAACAAGUUUGGUUAAGUGGUAUGAGACUUUAAAUACCUUCAUAUACUGUAAAAUGCUCUAUACAGAGACAAGGAAGUGUUUUGCUAUUAUUUUUUAAUGUUUACCAUAUAGGCAGAGGGCUCAUUCUUGGAUAUGUAACAUAUCCACAAGUGGUUACAGUUUUUCUAGUCUGCUGUGACCCAUUAAACAUGUGCUGGAGUUGUUCUGUCCUUACUGUUCCUGCUGCUGAUACUAAUAGCACUGUCUUGAUUUGAAGCAUAUAGUUGAAAGUCAUUGAAAGCAAUCUUUAAUUAAUGCAGAUAAACCACUUUACACAUGUGCAAAGGUACAAAAUGGCAUAUUCAAUACUGUAAGUAGUGACUCUCAGCACUUUUGAAUAUUAUGUAUUUUUUAAAGCCAUUACUUUUGGAUCUGUUUGCUAAUGAGCACUUUAAAAAAGAAAAAGCAGCCUUUACUAUUUUUCUGGUUGAGUCAUUGCUCUUUAGAAGUAGCAUCAGCAAUAGAUUUCAAAAAUAAGUACUAAGCACUACACUAAAGUGUGUAAACAUUUCAUUAUUUCGUCAUAUUGAAAAGUUCUUUGCAUAGUUCUGAAUUCUUCGAUGCAUAGCAUAUGUGUGUGCACAAGAACAUCUUUAGUUUUUUUUGAAACUUUGAAAUAAAGGACAUAGCUUAAGGAAACUGCAGUGCUGUAUUUGAUUUUUAAAUACAUUUUUAAAACUUCAGAUGUAAUUAAACAUCACAUUAUAGUUUUUCAGGUAUUGAGUUUAAAUGCCUACUUUAAAAGUACCAUCUAUCUUAUAAUUUUGCUGCAAAUAAAAAUGUACUUUUGAA